Messenger RNA from Salvelinus sp. IW2-2015, 2825 nucleotides. RefSeq names its product flavin-containing monooxygenase 5-like. Gene Ontology annotation, molecular function: NADP binding; N,N-dimethylaniline monooxygenase activity; flavin adenine dinucleotide binding. Lineage: Eukaryota; Metazoa; Chordata; Actinopteri; Salmoniformes; Salmonidae. The record is from RefSeq and is a predicted model, not a curated record.
UCAUUUAUUUUUCAAUCCGCUCUUACACUAAAAGGCCAUUAUCAUAAUUUUCACAAUUUCACAGUAUUAUUCCAAACUUAAGAACACAGUGGUAGACAAUUGAAAUGCAACUGCUCUUUAACCAUUUCCGCUACAAACAUUAAAACAACUUUAACAUUUUCAAACUUUAUAAAUGAUGACUAUUAAAACCGGCCUAAAUUAGCAUAAAUAAUCAAUAGUAACUAUUGAACAGUUCAAGCUUGAACAUGUUCUGGCCAUCCUAUCCUUUCAAUCAAUCAAUACUUCAAGACAAGCUAGCAAGCACACACAUUUUCUUCAGGAAAUGUACUUUUCUAGUUAGUAUUAUUCGCCCUGUACUGCCAAUGUGUGUGUUUCUUGUGUUCCCUUGAUUGUAUUGUCUGUGUCUAACUUUUCUGUGUAAUUGCUGCUGAUCUUGUCAUGCAGGGCUCCCUUGAGAAAGAUACAUUUGAGAUUAACGGGACUCCCUGCUUAAAUAAAAGUUAAAUGAAAAUAAAUAACAUUAAACCAUCCUUCAUAGUUGUUAGCCUUUACCCUCUAGUUUGUACUCUUGAAGCUAUGUCCAGCCUCUGUCUGUACCUGUCUAACGUUCAACCAAAGCAACGUCCUACUGAAGAAGGCAUUGCUGCAGUGUAGAAAGAUAUGUCUUUGGCAUUUAAAUAGCAAUAAAGGAAAUGUAAAACAGUGUGUGAUGAGGUUCGGGGUUUGUCUCAUCUCUUGACUUGAUUCACUCUGUUGACUAAUCAGUCACACACAGUUGACCACACAGCUGGUGAAAUGAACCGUUCAGUGCUGGUUUGAGUGACAGGGGGCUGGAGGAUUUGGGGGAGGGGUUGAGAGGCAAGAAGCGCCGGGGUUUGUACCUUGGCUCAUUUCCACCCUUUUGUCCACUGGAAUAGAGAGUUCCAUCAUGGUGCGUACAGUAGCAGUGAUCGGGGCGGGUCCCUCAGGUCUGACCAGCAUCAAGAGCUGUCUGGAUGAGGGUCUGGAGCCCACCUGCUUCGAGAGCAGUGAAGACAUCGGGGGACUGUGGAGGUUCAAGGAGCGUCCAGACCCAGGAAGGGCCAACAUCUACGAGUCUGUCAUCAUCAACAGCUCCAAGGAGAUGAUGUCAUACAGCGAUUUCCCUCCUCCUGCUCACCUGCCCAACAACAUGCACCACUCCCAGCUGCUGAGCUACCUACGACUUUAUGCUCAGACCUUUGACCUCUUCAAGCACAUCUACUUCCAGACCACUGUGGUGAGUGUGCGUCAGAGGCCAGACUUCCCAGUGUCAGGCCAGUGGGAGGUGGAGACAGAGAGGAGAGAAGGUCAGAAGGAGACUCAGGUCUUUGAUGCUGUGAUGGUCUGCACCGGUCACUUUACACAACCACACUUGCCUCUCAAUGACUUCCCAGGUAUAGAGGAGUUUGAGGGCAGGUACUUUCAUAGUUGGGAAUACCGCAGUGCUGAGGGGUUGCAGGGGAAGAGGGUGGUGGUAGUUGGGAUUGGGAAUUCUGGAGGUGACAUCGCUGUGGAUGCAAGCAGAGUAGCAGAGCAGGUGUACCUCAGCACACGGAAAGGGGCGUGGGUGGUCAGCAGGGUGGGGGCGGGGGGACUGCCAGGUGACCUGGUGGGCACUUCAAGAUUGAACAGGCUAGUGCAGAAGCUCUUCCCCUCCUGGAUUACCACGAUGAUGGAGAAGAAACUGAACAGAACCUUCGACCACAGACUGUACGGCCUACAGCCAAAACACAGGUUCUUUGCCCAGAUCCCGGUGGUGAAUGAUGAUCUACCUGGCCGAAURAUCUCUGGUCGUGUUCUGGUCAAACCUAACAUCAGGGAGAUCAAUGGCUCCAGUGUGGUGUUUGAGGACGGGAGCGUCGUGGAAAAGGUGGAUGUUGUGGUGUUUGCCACCGGUUACAACUAUGACUUUCCUUUCCUGCCUUCGGGUCUGCUGGCUAAUGGUGGUCACCGCCUGUGUCUGUACCGUCAUGUGUUCCCCCCGGGGCUGGCUCGGCCCAGUCUGGCUGUAGUGGGCUUCAUCUGUAACCUGGGAGCCAUCAACCCUCUAGCUGAGAUGCAGGCCCGCUGGGCCACCCAGGUCUUUAAAGGGUUACUAACACUGCCCUCAGAAGAAGCCAUGCUUCAGGACGUAAAGAGAGACACCAGCACCUUGCAAAACAGGUUUGCCUGUUUGGAGCGUCACCCUCUCCAGGUGGACCAUAUCCCCUACAUGGACUCCAUGGCAGAGGAGUUGGGGGUUCGUCCUAAUCUCCUAGGGCUGCUGUUGAGGGAGCCUGGUGUGGGGCUGUGUGUGCUGCUGGGGCCCUGCACCCCGUACCAGUACCGUCUGAGAGGGCCAGGACAGUGGGACGGAGCCCGACAGGCCAUCCUCACCCAGUGGGAGCGUGUAGCCCAGCCCUUCAGGACCAGGAUGCCCCCACAACCAGAGAGCAGAACCAGAGCCUCCUCUAGUCUGAUACUGAUACUGACUCUGUCUGGCACUGUUCUCCUACUAACAACCUUCUAUACCAGACAGAGUGUCUCAUCACUCCCCACAGGCCUCCUCUAUAAGAUGUACAGUCUACCUGAGAUCAUAUGGGGGUGGAAAUGAACACUAUGGGCCUAUUGCAUCCACUGUUGGCCACCAUCGCCCGCACAGCUGAUCUUAAUUGCUUUCAAAAUGUACUGUUCUCUAAAAGCCGAGCUACAUGUGACYUCAGUGUAACUUAGCCUCGCUUUAUCCAAACAUUUUCCAAGACAUGUUCGCACUCUACAGGCUAUUUAUUAUCUUCGGUAGAAAUAAAACCUAGCAACCAAGCAGA